AUGAAAGAGCACAUGCAGUAUAUAAUAGACCAUGCUGACGAGAUUGAGAAGCUUUUGAAAGUGAAGGCCCAAGUUUCAGAAGUUAAAAGUAUCAUGUUGGAGAAUAUAGACAAGGCUAUUGAGAGAGGGGAAAACCUAACUAUUCUUAACAACAAGGCUGAAGAUCUGCGUGAUUCGGAAUCCUUCUGCUUCUCGUUCUCAUUAUUUGGGUUUCAAUUUGCCAUGGGUUUGAUUGCACCAACUAGCAUGUCUUCAGCACACAAGUGGAUCAACUUCAGUUCAAUUGUGUAUACACCGAAGCCUCCAUUGAAGAGCUUGAGUUCCGCAGAGGGGUCACUGCACUCUUUCUGCAAGUUUGUUUUUGAAAAUCUCCAAGCAGUUACUAAGUGUUUACUUUACUCAUCCUGAUAGCCCAAGUUUCUAAUUUGCAUCUCAGUGGACUCCUGAAAUUGUUCUAUGCUUCAACUAGAGCCUGUAUUGAUUCAGUCUCAUUGCCCAAGUCUGUAUUGGAAAAUCAGAGUGAAGUCAUGGAGAAAGAAGAGAAGAAAAGAUUUCUUGUGUACUGCUCUAUCAUGCAUCGAAAGGUUUUUUGUGCUGUACACCUCAUUGCGAAAGACCAACCUCUGCUAUACACCACGUUGAGAAAGUACUCUUUUAAGAUCUCGGGUUCUUAUUAUUUGUACAUUUUAAGGCCACAGAUUCACUAAUUGGUGCAAUAGUUUGUGUGCUAAACAGAAAUUUGAACAUGGUUUGUUCCUCUAAGAGAUGGCUGAAUCUGUAAGGGAGGAUUU
This is a messenger RNA of Ilex paraguariensis (yerba mate), 791 nucleotides long. Lineage: Eukaryota; Viridiplantae; Streptophyta; Magnoliopsida; Aquifoliales; Aquifoliaceae. The record is from the annotation of a GenBank genome assembly.